UUUCUGGAGACUUUUUGGUCCUCAAUUUCCCCGCCGUUGAUUUUGUUAUUCAAAGCCCAUUGAUGCCCUCCGCAGCACUUGUUGCUGUUGCGUUACCCAAUGGCCGCCUUAUCCUCCUUGGCUCUCCCUCACCUAGACCCCAUGUCCGACUCAUCGCCCGAGGCACCGUUGGAGAGGCUGAAGAAGAAACGGCGGAGGCUUGCCCUUACCUGCGAGCAGUGUAGGAGGCGCAAGAUUCGGUGUGAUGGGAAUGCACCUUGCAAUAACUGCACAAAGCUCAAGAUGGCCACUGUGACAGGCGGUCAGGGACGCUUGAGCUAGCUGGUCGCGAGCGGGGAUGUCUCUAGGGUGGUCCGGAUCAGGAUAAAAGGGAGGAAAGGAACCUGUGCUGGAAGACAGGACAAGAUCGGUUUUCAGUUCUUUAGAAAUUCAAGCUGGACGUCAGAGAGGCCGGCAGGCCUCUGGACAGCUUGAGAGUCUGCUUUUUCUUUGCCUUUAAUUUUGAGAGAUUUAUUUGAGUCUAUCUUUGCUGUUGCUACGAUCCUUGUCCAACCUCUAUCUUCAACCUC
Molecule: messenger RNA, 569 nt
Organism: Ilyonectria robusta
Lineage: Eukaryota; Fungi; Ascomycota; Sordariomycetes; Hypocreales; Nectriaceae
Exons: 1
Coding region: 100-321 (73 amino acids)
Biological process (GO): regulation of transcription by RNA polymerase II
Cellular component (GO): nucleus
Molecular function (GO): RNA polymerase II cis-regulatory region sequence-specific DNA binding; DNA-binding transcription activator activity, RNA polymerase II-specific; zinc ion binding
Source: RefSeq, a predicted model, not a curated record